CGUAAAGCGCUCUGCUGCUCACAUGGAGACAACAUGAGUCCCUGCCCGAGGUUCCUGACUCUUGUUUAUGUCUUUAUUUAAAUAUUAAACAUUAAAUAUUAAAUAUAAGUUUAAUUGUUUUAGUCUCCGAGGAUUAAACUAACAUGUUGACCUGAAACCGGAAACACGAGAGAGGCUCGCGGACAGCUCUGAGAGAGUGUGUGUGUGUGUGUACAUCAGUGUGUGUAAAUAAGUGUGUAAGUGUGUGUGUAGCUGUGUGUCUCAGUCUGCACCAUGUUCGUGUUGGUGGAGAUGGUGGACACGGUCAGGAUCCCUCCGUGGGACUUUCAGAGACAACUGAACGGAGCCAUCUCUGAGGAGCUGAACAAGAAGCUGGCCAACAAGGUGGUCUACAAAGUCGGUCUGUGCAUCUGUCUGUACGACAUCACCAAACUGGAGGACUCUUACAUUUUCCCUGGAGACGGAGCGUCACACACUAAAGUUCACUUCAGGUACGUGGUUUUUCACCCGUUCCUGGAUGAGAUCCUCGUCGGUAAGAUCAAGUACUGCAGUCAGGAGGGAGUCCAUGUGACCAUGGGCUUCUUUGAUGACAUCCUGAUCCCUCCAGAGUCGCUUCAGCAGCCCGCUAAGUUCGAUGAAGCGGAGCAGGUCUGGCUCUGGGAGUACGAGACGGACGAGGGAGCCCACGACCUCUACAUGGACCAGGGAGAGGAGAUCCGCUUCAGGGUGACGGAUGAAAUCUUCGUGGACACGUCGCCGACGGGCCCGGCCGCUGCGGCCACCGACACGCCGGCUCAACCGGGUCAGUCCACGGUGCCGCCACCCGAGGACAGCAGGGAGAAGAAGGAGGCGCCGUACACUUUGAUCGGGACCAUCUGUGAGCCGGGUCUGGGCCUGCUGUCAUGGUGGAACAACUAACACCACAGAAGAAGAAGAAGAGGAUGUGAUGUCACUAUAGAGUUGGCAUCAUGGCGGCUCAGAUGGACAUGUGGAGGUUCAGUGUUGAGGAGCUGAAGACGGACAGAGUUCAGCUCCUGUGUGAGCUCAGAGUGAGAGAGGACUGAACAUGAAGCAGCUUCAUAUUAAAUAACCUCAUAUCUAAAGAAAGGUUGAGCUAUGUUUAACUUUAUUAAGUUCUCUCUCUGGUGAUUUAGACCCUGAGUUUCAAAGAGAAGUCAUUAUUUGGAGCUGAAAUUAUAGGGAAAUAAAUCAGAGUGAAUUAAUUAAUUUAAACCGACCCGGGGAUCUGAUUUAUUAAAUAUUAAAACUAGAGACCCAAAGCAACAAUAAAGACUGUUUUCAGAGAGA
This is a messenger RNA of Notolabrus celidotus (New Zealand spotty), 1308 nucleotides long. It is a transcript of the gene polr3h, whose product is annotated as polymerase (RNA) III (DNA directed) polypeptide H. Gene Ontology annotation, molecular function: DNA binding; DNA-directed RNA polymerase activity. Gene Ontology annotation, cellular component: RNA polymerase III complex. Gene Ontology annotation, biological process: DNA-templated transcription; transcription initiation at RNA polymerase III promoter. Lineage: Eukaryota; Metazoa; Chordata; Actinopteri; Labriformes; Labridae. Bases 274 to 918 code for a protein of 214 amino acids. The record is from RefSeq and is a predicted model, not a curated record. The transcript is spliced from 6 exons.